Molecule: messenger RNA, 8544 nt
Organism: Mobula hypostoma (lesser devil ray)
Lineage: Eukaryota; Metazoa; Chordata; Chondrichthyes; Myliobatiformes; Myliobatidae
Gene: shprh
Product: SNF2 histone linker PHD RING helicase
Exons: 31
Coding region: 338-5416 (1692 amino acids)
Biological process (GO): nucleosome assembly; DNA damage response; protein polyubiquitination
Cellular component (GO): nucleus; nucleosome
Molecular function (GO): DNA binding; ubiquitin protein ligase activity; ATP-dependent chromatin remodeler activity
Source: RefSeq, a predicted model, not a curated record
AAGCACCCGACUUCCGGGAAGAUUAUCCCUGGCUGGUCCUGAGGUCUAACUGUUACAGGCCGUAGUCACCAUGGUUACAGGGCAGAACGUCGAUUUACAAUCAUCGCAACGCUUCCUAUCUAUGAUCAUAGUGGAAGGGUGAUGAUGCAGGCUGAAUGCAUAUUGCACCUGUGAUUUUCCAGUAUGCAUGAAAAGAAGUUGUUUUACUACAAUCGGACAUCUAUGGCAGUAUUCAUCAUGUAAAAAGAAUUCCUUUGUUUUCCCAACUGGUUUCCAAACAAGCAGGAGGAUUAUUUGCUUCUAAUCAGCUGCCAACCGGCUCCAUACGUGCUCUACAAUGAGCAGCCGAAGGAAACGAACAGCCCCCACGCGGGUAGAUGAGGAAGCAAAGAAAAGGCUUAGUUGGAACAUGUGUGAUGACUUGAAGCAGCUCCAAACACUUGCUGUAACAGAUAGCAGCAACAAUCCCGAGGCUGCAGACACAAGUUUUCCAGAACAGGGGGAGGCAGGGUCUCUCCUGUUGAGCAGUUUGAAAUUGAAUGAAUCAUCAAACAUCUCCACUGUGACUGAGAUUGAGGAUGAAGGGGGGGCUUUCCUGUCAAGUACCUCUGCACCUCCCAGUCUCACUAUCUCACCAUGCCAUCCAGGUAAAGAGUGGCGAGCAGAGUUAAAUCAGUUCACCCUCCAACUUCCAGAAGGCCAAGUAUUUCCAGAUAACAUUUUGUCUCUCACCCUCUGCUUGUCAAAGACCACUAGUGACCAUCAUUUGCAAGUUUCAGUCAGGAAGGAAUGUGAUGACUCUGAGAGUGAUUGCCAUGAAGAAGUGAUUGGCUCUGUAAGAAGUUCACUCAGUUAUACAGUAUUGGAGGAUAUAUUAUGGCUUCAAAAAAAGAAAGUUCUUGGAUUAUUCCAAAAGAAUAUUGAAGAUUGUCAAACUUUGACUCAAACAUUGAAGGUUGCUAUAUAUCUACUUGAGUCUGGUUUGGGAAAGCCAGAAUACCUGAGUGAAGGAAGUUGGAGAAUGAAAAAGGCAAAUACAUUGAUUCAGAAACUCAUGGAAUACUUUUAUGACAUAGCUGCUCCAGAUGUAUCAAACAUCAUUGAAGAAGCAAAUAAAGAGUUAGAAAGGGAGAAUAUAGAAGAACUAUAUGACUUUGUACGCCAUGCACAUCAACAGGAAGUCCUCCGCAAUGAGAAGGUCCAGCACUCUCUGCUUGUUCCAACUCUCAGACCAUACCAGUGUCAGGCUGUCAAUUGGAUGCUUCAGAAAGAACAUUACAACAUUGAUACUCCCUCUGACCAAAUGUCCCUUCACUUGUUAUGGAAAGAAAUCACCACUAAAGAUGAGAAGAAAUUAUAUUACAACCCCUACACUGGCUGCAUUAUCCGUGACUGCCCUCUAUCAAGUGCUGACUGGCCUGGUGGAAUCCUUGCAGACGAGAUGGGUCUAGGAAAAACUGUGGAGAUGCUGGCACUAAUUCUGACCCACAAGCGUAAAGAUUUGAAGGAAGACACAUUAUCAUUCCCAGAGGGAAAAUCGACAAACUACUACAUCCCACCUUCACUGCCUCACACCUCCUGUAGAACAAGUGAGAAGAAAAGUGAAAUCAAGCCCAAGGAAAAGGUGACCUGCCCUAGUCUUCGAGUAAUGAUCAUUACUGCUAUAAAGGAAAUGAAUGUGAGGAAGUCGACCUCUGUCAAUGCCAUAUACAAAUACAUCAAUGGUACCUACAAGUAUGACAUUCAACGGAAUCGCCAUCUCAUCAAGAAAACCUUAGCAAAACUAAUUGCAGAGCAAGUGAUUAAACAGGUCAAAGGUCAUGGCUUAGCUGGUUCCUUCAUUAUUGGAAAGAAUUACAAAGAACAAACAAAAAGAAAAGGAACAGAAAAACAGAAGCUAAGCCCUGGGAAAAGCCUAUUGCCCAUUUUUCUGAAUAACAAGCAGGAGAUGAAAACAGAAGAAACUGAUCCUGCUUUGAAUACAACAGGCACUGACAAACCAUUGGCAAAUGAUAUCUCUGAUUGUCUCUUGGAAAAUGAAAAGAACAAUUGUAAUGAAACUGAGCCAUGCAAGAAUGAAGCAGAACCACCAGAAGUAUCUCAGGAACUUGAUCUGAAAGAGGAGACUCAUGAUGGUGGCUUAGAUUUUUUGCUGUCUGGACAAGGGAUUGCAGAAAAUAAUGAAUCUGGUGAAAUAAGGGAAAGUUGUUUUACCUCAAGUGAGGUGCCAAUAAAUGAUAAAAUUUCCCCAAAUAUCCUCCAGGGAGAUUUGCAAGAUAUAGACAGAACACAGUCAUCUAAAAUGACUUCUCCCUACACCAAGUCAAAGUGUCAUUUUGAAUGCAUAUGCGGUGAAAGUGGAUUGGCUGAUUAUAAAGCACGCAUUCAGUGCCUGAACUGCCACUUGUGGCAGCAUGCUACAUGUGUGAAUUACAAGGAAGACGACCUUAGUAUCAGGCCAUUCUACUGCCCCCAUUGCCUGGUCAAGAUGAAGCCUGUGUCCACAUCUGCAACCCUCAUUAUCUCCCCCAGUUCCAUCUGCCACCAGUGGGUGGAUGAAAUUAACAGGCAUGUGAGAUCAUCUUCAAUUUCCAUCCUGGUGUACCAAGGAGUGAAGAAACAUGGUUUUAUACAACCUCAUGCACUAGCAGAGCAUGAGAUAGUCAUCACGACAUAUGAUGUACUUCGAACAGAGCUGAAUUAUGUCGACAUACCUCAUAGUAACAGUGAUGAUGGGCGUCGAUUACGCAAAGAGAAACGCUACAUGGCCAUUCCAAGUCCUCUAGUUGCAGUGGAGUGGUGGAGGAUCUGUCUGGAUGAGGCUCAAAUGGUUGAAUGUGCCACUGCCAAGGCUGCCGAAAUGUGUCUACGAUUGACUGCCAUUAAUCGUUGGUGUGUCACAGGAACCCCUGUCCAAAGGGGCUUGGAAGACUUGUAUGGAUUAAUACUCUUUCUAGGUGUCGACCCAUAUUGGGUUAAACACUGGUGGGACCAACUCCUAUACCAACCAUACUGCAGAAAGAAUCCUAUUCCAAUCUACACACUCAUAGCAAAGAUCAUGUGGCGAACGGCAAAAAAGGAUGUUCUUGAUCAGAUCAAGAUACCUCCUCAGACUGAAGAAGUUCAUUGGCUGGAAUUUUCACCAGUGGAAAGACACUUCUACCAUCGACAGCAUGAAAUUUGCUCCCAAGAUGCAUUGCAGAAGCUGAGAAUGAUUUUUGAUUGGAGCAUCAAGUUGAGCCAACUUGAUAGACGCACAGUUGGUUCUAUUUUGUAUCCCUUGUUGAGAUUAAGGCAGGCAUGCUGUCAUCCCCAGGCUGUUCGAGGAGAGUUCCUGCCAAUACAGAAGAGCACCAUGACAAUGGAGGAACUGUUAAAGUCUCUUAAGAGAAAAUGUUCCACGGAAUGUGAAGAGGCUCAUCGACAACUGGUGUGUGCUCUCAAUGGGCUGGCUGGUAUUCAAAUUAUCAAAGGUGAAUUUUCUUCAGCCGCAGAAUAUUACAGAGAAGUUCUGCGUUCAUCCGAGGAGCAUAAAGAUAAACUUCAUACAGAUUCUUUACAACGCCUCCAUGCCACCCACAACCUUAUGGAACUGCUUGAGGCAAAACACCCAGGGAUCCCACCAACUCUUCGAGAUCACAAGCUUAAAGAAGAAGCUGAGCAACUUAAACAGCACUACAUGAGCAAAUCAGAUUUGGAAGUCUCGACAGCACAACAAGCUUUACAGCCAGUUCAACAGAAUAUUCAAGAACUGCAGCGCAAGAUUCAUUCUGGAGCUCCUUGGUGGCUGGGCAUUAUUGAAUGUAUACAGCAGGCUGGUCUGGAUGAAGAAUUAGUGAUUAGGGUGCAGAAUGAAAUCUCAUCCAGCUAUAAACAAGAGGGCAACAAGCUCUCCAUGUCUGAAAAGUUCCGGGACUGCAGAGGCCUUCAGUAUUUACUGGCAGUGCAAAUUGAAGAGGUGAAGAAAUCCCAGAAGGCGGUGCAGGAUUCCAUUAAGAAAUUGGUAGGGCCUCCAUCUCAAGAAGAAAUUCGAAUUGCCACGAUGUGCCAUCUUCGUCCAGUUCGAUUUCCCCUGAACAAUUGCCAGUUCUGUAAGGCAGAUGAACUAUUCACAGAUUAUGAAUCCAAGCUUUUUUCACACAGUGUUAAAGGUCAAAAAGCAAUCUUUGAAGAGAUGAUUGAAGAUGAGGAAGGUCUGAUAGAUGAUCGUUUACCCACCACUAGCCGGGGAUUGUGGGCUGCGAGUGAGACUGAACGUGCUUUAAAAGCCAUCCUAGCCUUUGGAAAAGCACACCGUAUUGAUACCUUGCUAAUAGAAGAAGGAAACAACUUCAUGGAACUGUUUGAAGCUUGGAAAAAGGAAUAUAAGUUGAUGCAUGAAUAUUGGAUGACACUGCGUGAUCGUGUUUCUGCUAUUGAUGAGUUAGCCAUGGCAACUGAACGUUUUCAACUGCGUCUUCCAGGUGAUCCCAAACCAAGUGUUCCGCUUCUUCAUAUCAUCGAACCACAUGAGGUGGAACAAAAUCAAAUGAAGCUCCUCAAUGACAAAGCUGUGGCCACAUCACAAUUGCAGAAGAAACUUGGUCAAGUCCUGUACCUCACAAAUUUAGAGAAGUCUCAGGAUCCAUCAAUGGGCAGCUUUAAUCCAGACCCUUGUCCCAUCUGUGCACGGCAAUUAGGACAACAGUGGGCAGUAUUGACAUGUGGACAUUGCUUCUGUAGUGACUGCAUCACCAUUAUAAUAGAACAGUACAGUACAGGGGCUCAGCGAAGCUCUAUCAAGUGUGCUAUUUGCAGGCAGACAACAACACACAAAGAAAUUUCUUACGUAUUCACAAAUGAGGCUGCAGACAAGGAAGAUGAAUUCCCUGUUAAGGGUAGCCAUUCUACUAAAGUGGAGGCUGUGCUCAGGGCACUGAAGAAAAUCCAGCAGAGGGAGCCUGGGGCCAAGGCCCUCGUAUUUUCCACUUGGCAAGAUGUGCUGGAUAUAAUUGGGAAAGCAUUGUUGGACAAUGACAUGGAAUUUGUUCAGAUCAAUGGGCUCCACAAGUUCCAGGAGAAUCUGUCAGCUUUUAAGUAUGAUUCCAAGGUAAAUAUCUUGCUGCUGCCUCUCCACACAGCAUCAAAUGGUUUAAACAUCAUUGAAGCCACAUAUGUCCUCUUGGUAGAACCUAUUUUAAACCUUGCCCAUGAGCUACAAGCAAUAGGGAGAGUGCAUCGUAUUGGACAAACAAAGCCAACAGUUGUUCAUAGGUUUCUAAUUAAGGGGACAAUAGAGGAGAGGAUGCAAAGUAUGCUCAAAAGUACUGAGAAAAGUCAUAACAAGUCAGUAAUUGUACAAUCAGAAGCAUCUGUGCUGACAGUGGGGGACCUAGCUGAUCUCUUCUCAGAAGAAGAAAGGACUACAGAUGGAUGAAGCAAGAUCACUGCCUAUGCACUAAGGUUAUAUUAAGUAGUAUGAACUAUGUAUAGAAAAAUAUUCAUUCUCCACCCGGACAACAAUGAAACCAAAACAAAAUGAACCCUGAGUGAGAUUGAAUUAAGGCAUAGACAUUGAUUAUUUGUUAAUAACUCUGAAUGGUGAAUAAAAUGGGGAAUUUCAACUUUCAUGUUCAAUACUGUGUGGUGUGGCAAGAUGAACAGUUAAACCUUGGGUUACAGUAGAGAAGCUGUAGAGUAGUGAAACAUUUGGUCCAAAUUUUACCACAGUGGCUUCUGUGCACUUCAGUUUGUCGUCAGUCCAGAGGUCAUGUGACAUUUAACUAUAUAGGGGGAGCAACAACUGGACCAGUAAAAUUUAGUUUUGGGAAAACAAUGCAGGACUGAAGUGAAGCGUGAAUUUAAAUGUAAAUCAAGUUUAGGAAGAAGGUUGGAUUAAAAGAAGAGGGAUGAGAUAGAGUGGAAAAAUACAAAGAAAUAUCUGUGCAACCAGGGAACGAGACUGCACACUUACAGUGAAACCAAAAAAGGAGAGCUGAAAUUCUACAAUGAAGUUAGAAAUUCCUGGAGACUCUCAUGCAGGUUAGGCAGCACUUAUGGAAAGAAAAAAAAACGUUAGUUUUCUGUCCUGAAGGGUUCUUGACCUGAAAUUAAUUGUUUUGUUUUCCACAGAAGUUUCUUAAACUGUUUCCAGCAUUUUAUUUUAUUUUAUUUUUUAGAGAUACAGCAUGGUCGCAGGCCCACACUGCCCAAUUACACCCAUGGGACCAGUUGACCUACUAACCGGUAUGUGCUUGGAAUGUAGGAGGAAGCCAGAGCACCAAGAGGAAAGCCACAUGGUCACGGGGAGAACAUACAAGCUCCUUACAAUUAGUGGUGGAAUUGAACGCAGGUCGCUGGUGCUGUUACCGUAGCCACCACACUACUGUGCCACCUUUUCACUUCUUACUCCACACUUGUAAUAUUUGAUCACCAUUGCAGAGCCAUUGUUAAAGGGAUAUGUGCACUAAAGAUUAAAUACAUUAAUGUUCUUGUUGAAUUUAAUGAGUAGUUAAUACAUACAGCAAAUAUGCUUUUUAGUGAACGUGGGGGAAAUCUAAGGCGGAGAAGCUGUUUUAAGUGGAACUAAUGGCAAAAUCAAGUUUCUGGACGUUCACAGUUAGUCAUGCACUUCAACAUUAGAGAUUGCUGUGCCAUUUAUCCAUAAAUUGUAGAAAGUACUAAUAACCUGUGCUGUUACUUGCAUUCAAAGUCUUUCGAUGGUUGCAUUGUGUUAACCCUCUCAGCUGCAAUGUUUCUGGUACAAGGAGCUAAAUUGUUUUUCUUUCUUUCCCUGUUCUAAUGAAGGGUACUGCACCUGAAAUGCUAACUAAUGAAUUUUUUUCUCCCCAUUGAUGCCACCUGAUCUGCUGAAUUUUUCCUGCAGUUUUUGUUUUUAGUGCAGAUCUCCACUCUUCACAGGAGGAGUUGAUAGAACUGUGGGAGGAAUAAAAUUAGAUGAAUGUACAUGAUUAAUUUGCUUGUUGAUUGGUGGGCUGAAAAGCUGCUUCUGUACCUCUCUGACAUUAAAUAUGGCCAUUUUCUAUCUUCGUACUUUGGAAUCUGCACAUACCUAUGACAGAAGAAUUUUUUGUCAGAGAUACGUGGCUCUUGCGGAUAGAAAUCUUUUUGAAACUACUGAACUGAUAAUUGACUUUAUAUUUUUAUAAGUUGAUCUUUAUGUAAAAUCCCUUGGGGAAAAAGUUGAACCUUGUCAAUUGAAUCACCAGACUUCAAAGUUCAAAGUAAAUGUAUUAUUAAAGUAUGUAUAUAUCAUCAUAUCCUGUGCUGAGAUUCAUUUUCUUUGUACAGGCUUGGUUCAGUUGAUCGUAUUGUUCCCUGUUCAUCAGAAGUUUAAUGCAACCCACCCCCUCCAGGGACAAUAUGGUGAAAGUACUACCCUAUGUCAGGUGUUUCAGGUGUAAAGUGAAACUGAGGCUCACUCUGUCCUAACAAGUGGACAUUAAAUAUCCUGUGCAACCAACAACUUGCACAGCUGCAACAUAAUGUCCCAACUCCUAUACCCAAACUGGUGAAGAUCUAGCAUGCUAAACAUUUUCUUCACCAUCCUGUUUACCUGUGAUGUUGAUUUCCACAAACCAUGUGCUUGUAUUCCUCAGUCCCUCUGUUUCAUUACUCUCCCUAGUGCCUGACCAUUUGUUGUACACGUCGUACAUUGGUUGGCUUUCCUAAAUACAGCAGCUCACUGUUAUCUGUAUUGAAAUUUACUUGCCAUUCCUUGGCCCACUUCUCUAACUGAUCAAAAUCCCCUUGUAACCUUCUUCACUAUUAACAAAUAGAAUUUAUUAUUCUGAGCCCUACCUGUGCAAAAUUGGUGUUUGGUUCUGAUAUGUUAUGAUCUGAUGAGUAGAAUUUUUUCUUUGUACAUUGCUGUCAUGUGAUCUAGUUUCACUUUAACUGAGCAAAAACCAUUUGAUACCUAUUAACAGCUUCUCUCUUAAUAUAAUUCUUCUGUAAAUUCUUCUUUCUUUUCAGUCAUACACUGUGUAAUCAUUGCAGCAACAAUUUGUAAAUUUCUGUUUUAGUAAUUAUACAUCCUGCUUAAUAUAUGGAUAUGUUGAUCAGGGCAAACCACUGAGGAAUUGUGAGAGACAAGUAUUUUUAAACCAACCUUAAUAAGGGCCUCCUUGGACAGAGCCAGGCAGGAUGUCCUGAGUAAGGCCACCUGGUGAUCUAAGGAGAGCCACAUAUCUCAUUGCCAAGUACUAGUCCUGCAGUCAUCAGACCAUCACCUCACCUCCGUGAAUCAUUGGAUAUGACUGGCAUGAGCUCUGGUCACUCAAGGUUGAAUUGCUAAGUUCUCAUUUGGCUUCAGAGUUCUAUCCAGUGGCCGUCAAUGAUAUUGUUUAAAUAGCAUUUUGAGCAAUAAUUAGUCCUGAACUCCUCUGUGGUUCUGAAAAAAAAACUUGAGUUUCAUUCUAGGAGUAUCAUUUCAAAAGAAAAAAUGUCAAAAAUUCCAUGUUUUUUAUGUUUUUUAUCAUUUAAAGCUUUAGGACGUUUUUGUUUCAGGUGAUACAUUUGAUUGAGAACAAAUAAAGAUUAAUA